Messenger RNA from Tilletiopsis washingtonensis, 1110 nucleotides. Its product is annotated as sure-like protein. Lineage: Eukaryota; Fungi; Basidiomycota; Exobasidiomycetes; Entylomatales. The record is from RefSeq and is a predicted model, not a curated record. Bases 1 to 1110 code for a protein of 369 amino acids. The transcript is spliced from 7 exons. Gene Ontology annotation, cellular component: P-body. Gene Ontology annotation, molecular function: hydrolase activity.
AUGGCGCGUCCCCGCAUUUUGCUCGUCAACGACGACGGCCCACCAUCGCCGUCGUCGCCGCACAUCCUGGGCCUGUACACGCGCUUGCGUGCGGCAGGCUACCCGGUGCGCGUCGUCGUGCCCAGCAGUCAGAAGUCGUGGGGCGGCAUGGCGGGCUCGCUGGCGCCCAUCGGCGUGUGGUACUACUAUCCGCGCGCAGACGACACGCGCGGCGAACACAGCCAGAGCAGCUGGAGCGCUGAGCGGCGCGCGGUCGCCGAGGGAGAGGAGGGCGAGUGGCUCGCGGUCGAUGCCUCACCGACUGCGGCGACGAACAUCGGGCUGUUCAACGCACGUCGCUUCUUCCCCAGCGACAGCGCUGCGGCAAGCGCGGACAGCGCGGAGCUCGACAUUGACCUCGUGCUGAGCGGGCCGAACUUCGGUCGCAACACUGGCACGGCAUUCGCCCUGGCCUCCGGCACCGUCGGCGCGGCCCUCGCCGCGGCUCUUGCAGGCGUGCGCUCGAUCGCCCUCUCGUACGGGCACUUCUCGUCUCUGCCGCCCGCCUUGGCAGCGGCUUCGAGUGCUGCAGAGCCGGCCUCGCUGGCCGCUGAUGCAUCGAGCCAGGUGCAGGCGUUGGCUCUGGACGCGACGGUGCGGCUCGUGGAGCGGCUUUGGACAGAGUGGGAGGCUGGAGUCGGCACGUACGCAGUCAACGUGCCGCUCGGCUGGACUCUGCGCUCGCCCGAGAUCGUGUGGACCCGCAUGUGGCAGUCGCAGUACGGACAGCUCUACCGCCCUCUCCGGCGGCCCGACGCCGCUACUCAGCCACAGGAGAGCGCGUCUGACCUGCCGCCUGCAAAGGUCGAUCACCCGUACCUGCCUGCGACGGCGCCGCCGCCUGCACAGCACCUGCACUUUGCGCCCGUGAUGCCGCGCCUGCUUGCGCCGGCGCUGGAGGACUGCCCGGAGGGCACAGAUGUCUGGGCCCUGAUGAACGGCAUGGUCUCGAUCACGCGCCUUGCCCCGGCCUUCAGCGAGCCGCUGCUGCGCACAGACGGCGGCGCACCCGCCGCAGAGCAGGAGCGGCCUGGCUCAGCGGGCUUCACACCCCAGACGUGGCGCCUGUAG